GACACUUGUAGAACCUGAUUUUGAUUUUUGUGACCCAGAACUUGAUGAGAACGACGACAGCUCUUCGAGUUAUAGUAUAUUUGGUCCGACUGAGAGAAAAUUACGCAAAUCUUUUUUAAGGUCAAACACAAUUAGUAGUUGUCGACAUAUGGACAAAAACCCGGUGUCUAAAGAGGAAAGACAAGAUGAUAAGGAAACUUUAAAAUAUCAACGUUUCAAUUAUGAAUUGCAUAUGUUUAUUUGUACGCUAUCGAUCAGUUCAUAUAUUAUGGGUUACUUUGGAUUCGCUUUCAUAUGGGUCAUCCUUGUGUUAUACCAAUCCGUGGUCUGGUACAUGAACAUGAUUCAAGAUCAAACCGAGAGGGUUCGUUGGGAGGUUAAAAGGGAAAUGGCAUCGGAUCAGACAAGGGCGAGACGGUUGAAUGGCGAGUUGAAUUAUUUGCUUCAACAAAUAUGGAGAACAUUUGAUCCAUCAUUAUUGACUGGCUUGCGCGAUACGAUUGAGGAUACAAUGUCUCGCAGCUUACCAAAAUUUGUGAGCACAGCUUAUAUUGAAUCGUUUGAAAUUGGACUUAUAGCUCCACGCAUAGAAAAUAUAAAAAUCUUACCGAGACGCGAAAAUGAUGAUGACGAUGAUGUGGUGAUCGGCGAGGCAACUAUUUCCUUUCGCGCUAGAUCUUCAACCGGAACUCCUCAAGAUGCACCACCGCACAUUCUUGCGUGGAUUAAAACUGGGAUAUCGGCGAUUAUUCCAAUCAAAGUUGAAUUUAUUGGAUUUGUGGCCUCGAUUCAUUUUGAAAUAAAGAUUACUGGAUCGUCGCCAUUCGUUUCCACCGGAAAGUUUAGUUUUAUAAACUUUCCUACUUACGAGACGAGUAUUAUGCCUUUAAUUCCGAUGAACGUGGCUCAGUUCCCUAUCAUAAAACAAUUCAUACGUAACACUGUGCAUAUGGUGUUGGAAGGUUUCACAUAUCCAAAAUUUGUGACUGUAGACCUAGCAGAAUUGCUAACGGGAGAUGAUCUUUUACAUGACACUCAGGCUAUUGGUAUUGUUAAAGUUGAUGUGAUCCAAGCAAAGGAUUUGGCAAAAAUGGAUGUUUCGGGAGAUAACGAUCCGUACGUACUGAUGUCACUCGAUCCUUCACCAUACAUGCACCCAAACGUAUCAACCCGUGUCAUAGAAAAUUGUGCGAACCCAAUUUGGUCCGAAACAUUUUUCCACAAAAUACCAGAACUUGAUAUCGUUGAUGAACAUAUCAAAUUCAAAUUAAAAGUAAUGGAUUGGGAUCGGUUCACUCCUGAUGACCCUAUAGGAGCUGCUUGGAUUGAUAUCAAAGAUGCCAUCGGAGAUGGAAAGCAAAAAAGGAAAAUUUUCGAUGGAUGGGUAGAUCUUCAUUUGAAGCCCAAUGAUGGCGAAGUGCGUGGAAAAUUGCGUUUUCGGCUCACCUAUUAUCCUAAAUUGCCUAAUGGCGUUGAACCUUCCCCUGAUCAGUUAUCUGGAAUCCUUGGUCUUAAGAUUCACCAGGCCAUGAGCCUGCAAAUUACCGCUGCUCCAUAUAACAAAAGAUCCGAUGUAGUGAUGCCGGGUAAUCAUAGUAAUGCGCAGUAUCCAAAUCCGUAUGGGAUCGUAUAUUUGAAUGACCGUUGUGUAUAUCGGACGAGGACAAAGUUGAAUAACGUCGCGCCAUUCUGGAAUGCAUCGACCGAACAUUUUGUCCGCGAUUGGCAAACCGCCAUCGUUAGGGUGAUCAUUAAGGAUCACAAAGACCUUGAAUACGACCCAGUCAUCGGAAUGGUUACAAUACCGCUUAAGGAUCUUUUCGAAAAGAGGGAAAAGAAGAAGGUCACGAAGUGGUAUCCAUUACGUCACGGAGUUGGUUGUGGAAAAGUUCGGUUGAGCUUUUUAUACAAGCCUAUAUCUAUAAGAUUGAAACCUCAUGAAAGGGGAUUUUCUCGCCUAGAUUGCAAUAUGUUCUUGACCUUCACAUUGAGUGGAGCAGAGUUCGGAGAGACAACCGUUAUUUCAAAUUCAAAUCCACCGACCUGGCUUGACCCUUCCACCGGAGAACGUAUUCAGUUCGGAGUACUCAAACGCCACAGAACUGCCCUUAUUAUCAGCUUGAAACAACGAGGUCUACUUGGAAUAGUUUAUACUAUCGGAACCUCGACAUUCUGGCUAAGAAGGUUAAUUGAUUGCAACGAGACGGAAAUCACUAUACCAUUAAAAAGUGGGCGUAAAAGAAAUACUACUCAAAGUUCUACAUUGUCAUCUCUUUGUCAUUCGGAAACUACCAUCCGGUGCCCUGAUAAUGGUUCACAAGAAUAUAGACUGUCAGAACCACAUGAAGGAAACGCACCUGACGAUGCUCAAGGCAAACGAAACAUCUUGGGCAAUGGUGAUGCCGGGCAGACAACUUUCAACAUCUUUGAUGAUUCAAAAAUCAACCAUCCAAUCUUUUCUGAGCCCAUUGAGAUUGAUGAAAAUGAACAAGCUAGUUCAUCAUAUGCUACACUACAGGCCUCAAAUAAUGAGAACUUUAAAGUCAAAGGACAAGUCGAAGGAUACUUGCGAUUGAAGCUUUACUUCCGACCUGCACUAUCAAUCUCACAUGAGGAAGAUAUAAAGCGUAGUUUAACAGGGGUGAAUGCUAGCGUACUAUAUCAAAACCCGUUUGUUGACGUCCAUGGUGAUGAAGAUGGGAAUCUUGAAGUUGAGGAAAGAUGUAUUCCAAGUGGGGAAACCUACGAUGUUGAAGUUGACGAAAGAAGGAUAAAUAGAUUGCAUCGUAGGAGAACGAUGAGGCAAUUGCAAUGGGUCAAGGAUUUAGUAGGAACCAAGGUCACCGCAAUAUCUGGGAAAAGGGAUUGGGAGGAUGAAGAUAUCAUUGAGCAUGAAGUGUGA
This is a messenger RNA of Acaulospora morrowiae, 2902 nucleotides long. Lineage: Eukaryota; Fungi; Glomeromycota; Glomeromycetes; Diversisporales; Acaulosporaceae. The record is from the annotation of a GenBank genome assembly.